AUGACGUUACCGCCUGGAUAUGUCAAGGUUAAUAUCGAAGUUGCUAUUGUGCCAAAUGCUCAAUUGCCUAUAUCUAUUGAAGGUGGUGAUGUAUCGAUGGUUUGUCAGGCAAUAGGAACAGUUGUGCCAUGGCCAAUGAAACUUCUUGAAUUUGUUGUUGAAUGUGAAAAGAAUCCUGAUCAAUCCCAAAACAAAGAAUACCCAACAAAGUGUUGA
Molecule: messenger RNA, 216 nt
Organism: Lathyrus sativus (Indian pea)
Lineage: Eukaryota; Viridiplantae; Streptophyta; Magnoliopsida; Fabales; Fabaceae
Source: the annotation of a GenBank genome assembly